Messenger RNA from Pelobates fuscus (common spadefoot toad), 737 nucleotides. It is a transcript of the gene SH3BGRL3, whose product is annotated as SH3 domain binding glutamate rich protein like 3. NCBI's taxonomy places the organism in Eukaryota, Metazoa, Chordata, Amphibia, Anura, Pelobatidae. Gene Ontology annotation, cellular component: cytoplasm. The record is from RefSeq and is a predicted model, not a curated record. Bases 66 to 347 code for a protein of 93 amino acids. The transcript is spliced from 3 exons.
CUGGCGGUCACGUGGCGGGGAGAGGCCGGAAAUCCCCAUUCCACGCCAGUAUCUCGAAAUUCAGGAUGGUGGUGACGAUUUUCAUCACUUCGGUGACCGGGUCCCGGGAGACAAAGUCCAAGCAAUGUGAGUCUAUGCGGAUCAUGGACAGUAAGGGCAUUAAGUAUGAGACGGUUGACAUAUCUGUGGACAACAAUUUACGAGAACAAAUGAGGGAAAAGGCUGGGGACCCAAAAGCACUUCCACCCCAGAUCUUCAAUGGAGACGACUACUGUGGGGGCUAUGAAGAGCUUGCUGCUGCUGCAGAAGAUGGAAUUGUGAACAAGUUUCUGAAGCUUGAGGAUUAAUCCACACGUCUCAGAACGCUGUCCCAAGCUUUGACACAAUGCUCUUGUUCUUCCUUAAAACCACAGACUAUUGCCCCCUUUUUGUUUUGGCCAGGUUUACUAGAAAAAUCUGUGAGGAUUUUUUUUUGCCUUGCAUCAUUCCAUAAUCUAUCAUUAUUUACCAUAAUCACAUUCCUGAAGAUUAAACAUUUUCUUUCUUUCGUUCAUUCCUGGGAUACUGGAAGCAAGGAGACCCCUUAUUACUGUGCAAUGUUACAUUAUUUCCCUGCUGGUAACUAAGUGUUUUCUAUAUGCAUUGCUUUCAUUAAUGUGAAUUCUUUCCAUGUGUCUUCUGCCAAAGAGGAAGUGUGAACGUCUUCCAGCCGAUCAAUAAAUUAGCUGUUCACAUGA